AUGACAGAUAUGAAAGACUGUGUGGAGGAUGUAGAUGUUCUGGUUGUACUAGAUGGUUCUGAGAGUAUCAGUGCUGACAAAUUUACAGGAAUUAAAGAUGCCUUAAAGAUGAUGGUCACUGAUCUCAAUAUACGUGAGCGACCAACUAGAAUGGGAGUUAUCCUUUACAGUUCUACUAUCAGUACCGUUAUUCCCUUGUGCAGUGAUGAGAAGAAGCUCAUGGACGGUAUAUCCUCCCUUCAGCAACCCAUGGAGGGUACCCAGACACAUUUAGGUCUGGCGGAAAUGAAUAAAAUGUUUUCCAGAGAGGAAAGACCUGGGGUGCCUAAAGUAGGCAUCGUCAUCACCGACGGAAUGUCUAAGAAUAAAACAGCUACACUCGCAGAAGCUCGGCUAUCAGAAUUACAGGGCAUCCACAUGUUUGCUGUUAGUACAAAUGGUGAUGUAGAUAGAUCAGAACUUGAAACAAUUGCCACAUCUAAGAAUCGGGUACUUACUGUGGAUCAACUGCCCGAAAUAUGCCCACAUUUAAAGACCCUCCUCACAAAAUGUCCAGGUAUGUAG
Patella vulgata (common limpet) is the source of this 564-nucleotide messenger RNA. Its product is annotated as cartilage matrix protein-like. The transcript has 2 exons. The record is from RefSeq and is a predicted model, not a curated record. Bases 1 to 564 code for a protein of 187 amino acids. NCBI's taxonomy places the organism in Eukaryota, Metazoa, Mollusca, Gastropoda, Patellidae.